AUGGGGUCACCAAGGAAGGGGCCACCUUUAGCGUCUGCUGAUCCUGGCGUGGGGCCAAAGACCAAGAAGGCAGGACUAGUGUUCACUCCGGUGCAAAUCUCAUCCGCAGGUCGUGUCAUCCCCGGGCGUUGGGUCCCCGCGUUGGAAUCAAAAUCUUUGUCUGGCAUUCCAUCCCCUGGCGGUCAAUUGAUGUCUUGGCCUGCUUCCCUUGCACGUGCAGAGGCACCUGCCAAGCGGUCCCUUGGAACAAGCGUGGUGCCUGCCCUCCGGUAUGACUUAACCGGAUUGGUUGACGCCGGGGGCUAUCCGGACAAUCGCCAGCAGGACCUAGUUAACGUGGCCACUCCGAGCGCGCAGGACCAAGUCAGCGAGGCCACCCCUGGAUCUCGCCCCUUGCUGCAGGCCCUGGGCCGCGAGCGCACAUCCGCCAGCGGUCUCUCUGUAUUGCAAGUCCCCGCAGUCCCCGCGGUUGGCCCCUUGUCUGGAAUUUGCGACCCCUCCACUUCAACCACGCUGUUGGCCGAGGAAUCCCUCUGA
Messenger RNA from Puccinia triticina, 537 nucleotides. RefSeq lists its product as uncharacterized. The record is from RefSeq and is a predicted model, not a curated record. Lineage: Eukaryota; Fungi; Basidiomycota; Pucciniomycetes; Pucciniales; Pucciniaceae. The transcript has 2 exons. The coding region runs from base 1 to 537 and encodes 178 amino acids.